AUUUCUCCUCAUGUUUCGCCACUUUUUCACCGCAAUCCUGCCGACUUGAAGCCUGCGAGUGUAAGACUCGAACAUCUCAAGAUGAACAUACUCGAAUCCAGUGUGGUCCUCGUGGCCAUGAUUUCAGCCGUCUUUGCCGGGUGCGGGCCAUCCUGCCCGGAUGGGUACCUCAACUGGGAACACGACUGCUACAAGCUUUACGAUGUUCAAAAGACCUGGGCCAAUGCUGAACAACAUUGCGUAGCCGACGGGGCCCACUUGGCGUCAAUCCACUCGGCCGCCGAGGACAACUUCCUAAACCUCCUCUCCCAGCAGGGCACAACCGAGAGCAAGCACACCUGGAUGGGCUUGAACGACCACGCGACGGAAGGAAGCUUCGUGUGGACCGACGGUUCUCCUUGUGACUACUUCAACUGGCACAACGCAGAGCCCAACAACGCUGGAGCCGGGGAACAAUGCGGGGAGAUCAACUUCUUCGCCCUGGACGGCACCUGGAAUGAUCAUUUCUGCAGUCGGAACCAUCGGUUCAUCUGCAAGAUGCCUCCAAGUUCUCAUUAAACGGCGCAAUAAUUAGUGACGACCCAUCACCGUUGCCCUAUAUAGAUCUAUAGUUUAUCAUGAGCUGCAUGUAGCUGUUUAGAUUUGGCAAAAAUGUCACAAUAUACAUUUAACUCAAAUUAAUAAGGAAUUGUUAAGGCCGGUUCAUACUUCAUGCGAAUGCGAAGACGAUGCGAAUUUGACGUCACGAAGCAUCCCCCCCCCCCCGGCGUCACAAAUUCGCGUUCGCAUUCGCUUUCGCACCGAUAUGAACCGGCCUUCAAGCUUUUAGAAUUUAGUUAAAAAUUUCAUUUGAUAUUAACAAAGGGUGAAAGUCUACCUAAUUAGGUACGGCCUAAGUAUCAAAAUCACAAGAUUCAAGCUUUGAUCGCUUAUUAGUGUGAAGUCACCACAUAAUCCCUUUGAUUUGAUUCAAGACCUUUAGAAUUUGACCUUAAGAAUUUAAAGGAAGGAAAAUAAAGAUAUUUGGAUCAACCAUCCAUGAAAAAUAUGAA
This is a messenger RNA of Patiria miniata (bat star), 1052 nucleotides long. RefSeq names its product lectin-like. The transcript has 2 exons. Lineage: Eukaryota; Metazoa; Echinodermata; Asteroidea; Valvatida; Asterinidae. The coding region runs from base 82 to 558 and encodes 158 amino acids. The record is from RefSeq and is a predicted model, not a curated record.